Molecule: messenger RNA, 4434 nt
Organism: Necator americanus (New World hookworm)
Lineage: Eukaryota; Metazoa; Nematoda; Chromadorea; Rhabditida; Ancylostomatidae
Exons: 5
Coding region: 1-4434 (1477 amino acids)
Biological process (GO): cell adhesion involved in heart morphogenesis; larval heart development
Cellular component (GO): extracellular matrix
Molecular function (GO): catalytic activity
Source: RefSeq, a predicted model, not a curated record
AUGUUCCUCUGCUUGUACAAACCGGAUCUAAUUUUUAUUACUGAAACUUGGUUAACCACUAAAAUUUUGGACUCUGAGCUCGUUGGUAACCUGCCCUAUAAUGUCUACCGUUCGGACCGAUCCAUGAGAAGAGGAGGUGGGGUGUGCGUUCUUGUCAAGGCAUUUAUUAGUGCUCAAAUCGUUACUGGUGACAACGAUCUUAAAGCUGACUUACUCUCCGCUGAAAUUUUGUGUGCUGAUGAUUUGACGCAACUUCGUUUUAUACUCGUAUACCGACCUCCAAAUAGUUCUGCUGCUGAUGAUAAAAAACUUGUAGACGUACUUAGCGAUCUUGCGGUUAUGAAUCAUCAAACUAUUAUUCUCGGGGACUUCAAUCUACAUAUAGAUUGGAUUAACUCCGUAGCUUUCAACUCAUCUUCAUCGCUUUUCUUAGAUUUUUUCACCAGUGCUGAUUUCGUGCAAAAUGUGAAUCUGCCUACCCACUCUGAUAAGGUUCUUGACAUCCUCCUUACACCUAGCGCCUACACUCUAGAUGUUGAGCUUCUUCCACCCCUAGCCUCAUCCGACCACGCAAUUGUCCAUUUCGAAACACCUGUAUCUAUGUCAGCUCCAAGAAUUCCGUUUCCUAACUUUUUCGCGGCUGACUACCUUUCCUUAAACGAUUGCUUUUCUGGUGUUGACUGGUUUACUCUAUUCAAUCAAUAUUCUUCAUGUUCGGACAUUUAUCGCAGAUUCUGCAAGAAGGAGCUAAACCAUCCUUUACAUAACCCGCUGUACAAGAAAGUAUGUUCUGACAUUGACUUCCACAUGAAAAGAUAUCUUCGUUAUCGAGAGCGCCACUUAGUGCACAGCAAAUCCAUGAAGCCCUUUUAUUUGUACUUAAGGCAUAAAAUGAAAGGCAAUGGAAAACUUCCUGGUCUUACAGAUCAAACAGGAGUUACUUAUAUCAGAGAUGCUGAUAAAGCUAAUGCCCUAGCCUUGCAUUUUGCCAGUGUGUUUUCUUCAGAGUGCAGUAAUAAUACUCCAGAAAUUGUUGGCAUUGGUCCUAUCCAACAGCAGUGCCGUGCCAUAUUUUUCCAUCCUUCAGAUAUCUACAAAUAUCUCAAGUCUCUCAAACCGUCGGUCAGUGAAACAUAUGACGGAAUCCCGCCAAUUGUAUAUAAGGAGUGUGCUGCUACUUUAUAUUGUCCUCUAGCCCAUAUCUUUAACAUCUCUAUGCUAUUAGGUGAAGUUCCGGAGGUGUGGAAAAGCGCCAUAGUUACAGCAAUUCCUAAGUCCCCAGGUACUAAUCUGCUGAGCAACUAUCGUCCUAUUAGCUUAUUACCAACGCCAGUCAAAAUUAUGGAAAAGAUUAUCAGGGAUAAACUGUUGUCUUGGCUAAAGAAGUUUCAUCUGAUUCCCGCUCAACAACAUGGGUUUGUCGGUGGAGCUUCGACAUCUACUAAUCUAAUUGAUAGUAUUUUUGACUGGUCCUUAGCUUGCAAUCAAGGUAAAUCGAUUGAUAUAAUAUACGUUGACCUGUCUAAAGCCUUCGAUAAAGUAUGCCACUCUAAAUUAAUUGCUAAGCUUAAGUACUUCGGAAUAACGGGCCAUAUUAUAGAUUGGAUGAUCUCGUAUCUUAAUAUGAGAAGUAUGACAGUCAAAGUUGGCCACAAAUACUCAGCCAAGUUCCCUUGCAGAAGUGGAGUUCCACAAGGAGGAGUUCUCUCCCCUCUCUUGUUUCUCAUCUACACUAUCGACUUACCUAAUGUUAUCAGAACCUCUUCUCACGUCAGUGUCCAAAUGUACGCUGAUGACAUUAAGAUUUACGGCAUAUACGAUGACGAGAACUACCUCGAAGUACGCAAUGCACUUCAGACAUCACUAGCUAAAAUGUCCGACUGGGCCUCCAAAUGGGAUCUGCGCAUUAACCACGACAAGUCUCUGGUUAUGCAUAUAGGUAAAGGGAAUGUGGCUGAGUAUAGUAUGAAUGGAGUAGCUCUUAAAAUUUGUAAAUCUGUAAGAGACUUAGGAAUUUUUGUGGAUUAUAACCUCAACUUCACAGAACAUAUUGAUCAUAUUGUAAGGAAAGCAUACUCGGCCCUUUUUCGACUAUUCCGCAUUGUUCACACCUCUAAUCCAACUAUUCUCACUCGUCUAUACAAAUCGUUCGUCUUACCUCAUCUUGAAUAUGGCUCUCAAAUUUGGAGCCCUUCAAAGAAAAAAAUAUAUAGCAAAGCUCGAAAAGGUGCAAGAGACUUUUACGCGUAUGUUAUGCAGAAGAAUGUCAACAGACUUAGCGAUGUACCUUUGCUGCGAAAACAGAAGAAGCGAAAAAAAGCUCAGAUACGAAAGGAAAAACCGAGAAAUAAGAUUUUUUUCACCAGUGCUGAUUUCGUGCAAAAUGUGAAUCUGCCUACCCACUCUGAUAAGGUUCUUGACAUCCUCCUUACACCUAGCGCCUACACUCUAGAUGUUGAGCUUCUUCCACCCCUAGCCUCAUCCGACCACGCAAUUGUCCAUUUCGAAACACCUGUAUCUAUGUCAGCUCCAAGAAUUCCGUUUCCUAACUUUUUCGCGGCUGACUACCUUUCCUUAAACGAUUACUUUUCUGGUGUUGACUGGUUUACUCUAUUCAAUCAAUAUUCUUCAUGUUCGGACAUUUAUCGCAGAUUCUGCAAGAAGGUUUAUGAGGGUCUUGCAAAAUUUGUUCCUUUUCGAUUUCCUCGCCCCUUUUGUUCGAAUCUUCCACCUCAGCUGAAAGCCUUAAUCUCUCAGAAACAACGUCUUUUUGAGGAGCUAAACCAUCCUUUACAUAACCCGCUGUACAAGAAAGUAUGUUCUGACAUUGACUUCCACAUGAAAAGAUAUCUUCGUUAUCGAGAGCGCCACUUAGUGCACAGCAAAUCCAUGAAGCCCUUUUAUUUGUACUUAAGGCAUAAAAUGAAAGGCAAUGGAAAACUUCCUGGUCUUACAGAUCAAACAGGAGUUACUUAUAUCAGAGAUGCUGAUAAAGCUAAUGCCCUAGCCUUGCAUUUUGCCAGUGUGUUUUCUUCAGAGUGCAGUAAUAAUACUCCAGAAAUUGUUGGCAUUGGUCCUAUCCAACAGCAGUGCCGUGCCAUAUUUUUCCAUCCUUCAGAUAUCUACAAAUAUCUCAAGUCUCUCAAACCGUCGGUCAGUGAAACAUAUGACGGAAUCCCGCCAAUUGUAUAUAAGGAGUGUGCUGCUACUUUAUGUUGUCCUCUAGCCCAUAUCUUUAACAUCUCUAUGCUAUUAGGUGAAGUUCCGGAGGUGUGGAAAAGCGCCAUAGUUACAGCAAUUCCUAAGUCCCCAGGUACUAAUCUGCUGAGCAACUAUCGUCCUAUUAGCUUAUUACCAACGCCAGUCAAAAUUAUGGAAAAGAUUAUCAGGGAUAAACUGUUGUCUUGGCUAAAGAAGUUUCAUCUGAUUCCCGCUCAACAACAUGGGUUUGUCGGUGGAGCUUCGACAUCUACUAAUCUAAUUGAUAGUAUUUUUGACUGGUCCUUAGCUUGCAAUCAAGGUAAAUCGAUUGAUAUAAUAUACGUUGACCUGUCUAAAGCCUUCGAUAAAGUAUGCCACUCUAAAUUAAUUGCUAAGCUUAAGUACUUCGGAAUAACGGGCCAUAUUAUAGAUUGGAUGAUCUCGUAUCUUAAUAUGAGAAGUAUGACAGUCAAAGUUGGCCACAAAUACUCAGCCAAGUUCCCUUGCAGAAGUGGAGUUCCACAAGGAGGAGUUCUCUCCCCUCUCUUGUUUCUCAUCUACACUAUCGACUUACCUAAUGUUAUCAGAACCUCUUCUCACGUCAGUGUCCAAAUGUACGCUGAUGACAUUAAGAUUUACGGCAUAUACGAUGACGAGAACUACCUCGAAGUACGCAAUGCACUUCAGACAUCACUAGCUAAAAUGUCCGACUGGGCCUCCAAAUGGGAUCUGCGCAUUAACCACGACAAGUCUCUGGUUAUGCAUAUAGGUAAAGGGAAUGUGGCUGAGUAUAGUAUGAAUGGAGUAGCUCUUAAAAUUUGUAAAUCUGUAAGAGACUUAGGGAUUUUUGUGGAUUAUAACCUCAACUUCACAGAACAUAUUGAUCAUAUUGUAAGGAAAGCAUACUCGGCCCUUUUUCGACUAUUCCGCAUUGUUCACACCUCUAAUCCAACUAUUCUCACUCGUCUAUACAAAUCGUUCGUCUUACCUCAUCUUGAAUAUGGCUCUCAAAUUUGGAGCCCUUCAAAGAAAAAAUAUAUAGCAAAGCUCGAAAAGGUGCAAGAGACUUUUACGCGUAUGUUAUGCAGAAGAAUGUCAACAGACUUAGCGGUGAAUAGCUACAAGGAUCGUCUCAAAAAAUUAGGUCUCCUGUCAGACUCGCUUUUAGCUCAACGUGCUCCCUAUGCCUUGGGCGAAUUUGGCUUUCCGAACGUUGAUGUUUCGGCAACGUGA